CCAUGGAGAGAGAGAACGACUAGCCCCGAGGGGUUUUUCCUGUUGUUUAUUAUUAGGCAUUUUAAUAUGUCAUAAUACUAUAUUUAAAUGCUUGCGCAAUAUUUUUGCUAGAAUUGUACAAAUUACCUACUAUUAUAAUUAUGUUUGUAUGCAGUGAGUACCUACUUAGUUGCCUACUAAGUGUAAACAUCUCAAAGUUUCAGAUCAACAACUUUAAUUGAAAGUUUAUUAAAAUAGGUCUAUUCAUUAAGUCCUAUGCACACGGGCCGAAGACGCAUGCUUACGUACUAGUAUUAGAUAAACAAACGAGAUAAAUUCACGCGUGCGUCGCCGCGUUUAACUUACGCCGUGUGUACAGGCCUUUAGCAUGUUGUUUGUGUUUUAAAAUUGUUGAUACUGCGUCAUGACCUAAUGAAUCAUGGCCACCUUGACAAUGACUGAUAUGUAAACCAAUGUUCAAAUUCAUAGUGUUACAUCAGUUUCAUUAUUUUAUUUUAAAAGAGACAUGAAUGCAGAUUGCCUUGCGUGCCUAAUAUUUAACUCCCAUGUCCAGAUCUAUUAAGUUCCCAGCGAACAUACGAUUUUUAUUAUGAAUAAUUAUUAGCUUGACUAUACAAAAAAAAAACAAUCUUCCCUUUAAUUAAAGGGUACGACUUGAGAUCGUUUGCCACAGAAUCUAAUACCUACAAUCAGUUGGUAUUUAACUAUUUUGUUGCAGUGUUGACAGCUACGUCAUUGUGUUACGCAGUAGCGUUACCGACGGGAAGUUCACGGUGUUGGCCUGUUAAAUGAAUACCUACGUAAUGAUUACUGGAUCCACACCUAUUGAUACCAGUAACCACUCCCAUAUGACGUUAAACGUGUUUACGGUUUUAAAUUACUACUUAAGUAUGUACCUACAUUAAUUGAAAUUGAAUGAAUUAUUCAGAUAUUUACAUAAUAUUUUUCGAUUCUUACUUUUCUGUUAUUAAAUUCGCAAUGACAACAAUACUUAAAUCAUUGUUGAAUUAUAAAACUGUGUCAAGCGCUGAUAACCCAUUGUGAUGGGUGUUUGUAAUAUGACAAAUUCUGGCCGGCUUUCUUAUUUGUUUACACUGAAUAUGUGAAUGUAUUAAAAUAAACAUGUUACGUUAACGUGGGGGGAAAGAAGUGAAUCAUUGACUACGCAGGUUGUAUAUCCGUAACGAUAAUGUAGGUCUUACUGUUGGGUACCAGCCUAUGAAUGUGAGUCGAGGACGCGAUAAUUGGAAGCGGCCAAAUGAUCCGUUACAUUUCCUAAAAUAACGCCAUAGGGUAAACAGAUGCACCAGAUGUGUGUCAUCCGAUGUUAAUUACCGUCCCUAUAAAACAUGAACACGCGCUCAGCAUUGGAUAUAGAGGGAUUAGCCAUCACUGCAACAGUCAGCCUCCGAAUUUACCUGACACGACAAGUUUAACUGGCAUCAAGAUGUUCAGUUGCAGGAUCUUUUUAAUUCUAUUAUUCACUGUUACUUUAAUUAUCGUCACUGAUUCAAAGUCUUUGGAAGGUCCAAAGGAUAUUCGAAAUGAGAUAACCGCGGCUGCUGCAGGUGCUGAUGAAAUGAUGGAAACAGCGGAAGCUCAAAAUCCAUUUUUACCACGAUUCGCCAUGAAGGCACUGAGAAAGCGCAACGAACUAAGAGCUCAGAGAAGAAAGAACCCAGAGGAAACUAGAGUGCAUAGGCCGCUAUGGAAACCAUGUCGUCAAAGAUAUUAGAAAAAAUGAAGGCGUCUGUAAUUUUAUCUCUAAUAUUAGGCAUAAGUUGUGUUACUGCAAAAUCCGUUCUACAAGAUAUAAUUACGGGGGAAAAUGAAAAAUCUUUACCGGAAAAUAAGGACAUUAAGCCAGAAGAAAAUACAACCCAAACUGGACUACUUGAAAGUGAAGUGGAAACGAAUGAAGAGUUUAUGCCCAUAAUUGGCACUGGUAAUAACAUAAAAAGCUAUGGCGAUGGUGAAAUUGACUUACUUAUUGAAGAAGAAUUAACGCCGUUAGACGAAGACACCUUAGACUCCCAGAACGCAAUCAAAACUGACGAUGAAGACUAUCUAUCUGGCGACAGAUAUGUUGACAACAUCCUAGGUGACAGGAUUAAAGAUGAAAUUAUGGAGACCGCCGCAGGAUUCGCCCCAAUUCCACUCGUGUUUAGGAAGAGACAAAGGAUGCCCCCGAGGCGACGGUUUACUAUCCGAAGACAAUAUCAAAGGUACCCCUUCUCGCCGUACAGGAGAUAUCAAAACUUUUACCCCUACUACUCAUAUUAUCGCCCAAGCUCUCUUAGAUUCUAUAGAUAUUAAUUUUGAUACAUUAUGUGUAACUUAUUGUAAUUUAUUUAUAUUAUUUAUUAAAUAAAAAUACGAAAAUACUGAUCGAUUUUCAAUUUAUUUCUACAAAAUCUAUAAGCACAAAUGCCUUACCAACAAGAUUAAUUCAGUAUCAUUUUAGACAUUAAUUUAAUUAUUUACAAUAACUGUAAUCUGGUUAUUUACUUAAAUUAGGAAACAAAUAUUGUACACUAAAUUGUAUUAUAUUCAUGGCCAUUGUUUUAAGUGUUAUUUUCGUUAACAACAAUAGAUGGAAUCGUAAAUCAUCUUUUUACAUCAAUAUGUAAAGUAUGACACAAAUAUGAUAUUGAAAUAUAUUUAAUCACAAACUU
Trichoplusia ni (cabbage looper) is the source of this 2675-nucleotide messenger RNA. RefSeq lists its product as uncharacterized. Lineage: Eukaryota; Metazoa; Arthropoda; Insecta; Lepidoptera; Noctuidae. The transcript has 2 exons. Bases 1708 to 2316 code for a protein of 202 amino acids. The record is from RefSeq and is a predicted model, not a curated record.